ACAGGGAAACAUUUGUUGUAAUUCUUUGAAUGUAAAUAUGGACACACGAGAUACCCCAAUUGAUGAUGCAUGGGUUAUGCCCAUUGAACCUUUUAAAAAAGAGGAUAUGAAACAUCCUUUACUUGCUGAAAGUUCUUUUGCUACACUGUUCCCUAAAUAUAGAGAAAAAUAUAUAAGGGAAUGUUGGCCUCUGGUUAAAUCUGCUCUUGCUGAAUAUGGUGUUAAUUCCUCUUUGGAUGUUGUUGAAGGAAGCAUGACAGUUAUGACAACUCGUAAAACAUGGGAUCCCUAUAUUAUUCUGAAAGCAAGAGAUGUUAUUAAAUUGAUUGCCAGAGGUGUUCCAUAUGAGCAGGCUGUGCGUGUAUUAGCUGAUGACAUUGGAUGUGAUAUAAUAAAAAUUGGCUCUCUAGUUCGAAAAAAAGAUAGAUUUGUGAAAAGAAGACAACGCUUGGUGGGACCUAAAGGAGCAACACUUAAAGCCAUAGAACUCCUCACCAAUUGUUAUGUGCUUGUCCAGGGUAAUACAGUAUCAGCAUUAGGUCCAUAUAAGGGUUUGCAACAUGUCAGAAAAAUCGUGGAGGACACUAUGAAAAAUAUUCAUCCCAUAUAUAAUAUUAAAGCAUUAAUGAUUAAGAAAGAACUUGCAAAAGAUCCUAAACUAAAAAAUGAAAAUUGGGAACGUUUCCUCCCUAAAUAUGUCAACAAAAACGUCCAACGCAAGCAGCCAAAGAAGAAGAGAGUUAAGAAGGAUUAUACUCCAUUCCCACCUCCACAACCGGAGAGCAAGGUUGAUAAACUCAUAGCAUCUGGUGAAUACUUCUUAAAAGAAGAUGAUCGGAAGAAAAAGAAACUUGCUGAGAAAAUGGAAAAGAAAGCAGAAGCUGAAGCAAAGAGACAAGAAAAGAGAAAUAAAUCAUUUAUACCUCCAGCUGAGAAACCAUAUAAAACAACGCAGAAAAAUGAAGUUAUUCAAUUCAAAUCUAAAAAGAUUGAAUCUGGACAGAAAACAAAAAAGUCACAGAAGGAAUAGCUUUUCCAGUAACAUGUUUUGCAUUUACGUGAUGAAAUGAAGUGGAAAGGCAUUUCUAUGUAUAUUAUGCAAUGGAUGAAGAAGACAUUUGUACUUUUUGUAAAUAAAUAAUUUUCAAA
Messenger RNA from Argiope bruennichi, 1149 nucleotides. It is a transcript of the gene dbe, whose product is annotated as KRR1 small subunit processome component homolog. NCBI's taxonomy places the organism in Eukaryota, Metazoa, Arthropoda, Arachnida, Araneae, Araneidae. The transcript is spliced from 11 exons. Gene Ontology annotation, cellular component: nucleolus; small-subunit processome. Gene Ontology annotation, molecular function: RNA binding. The record is from RefSeq and is a predicted model, not a curated record. The coding region runs from base 38 to 1030 and encodes 330 amino acids.